AUGGUGAAGAUGAAACUAGUAAAGUUGGUACCUUUGGUUCUUGCUUUUGUAUUGCUUAUGAGUCUUAGAUCAUCUGCUUCAUUCACUCCUAUCGAUAACUACUUAAUUGCUUGCGGUUCUUCGAAAAGCAUCACAUUUCAAGGUCGAACCUUUGUUCCUGAUACACAACAAUCUUCCCUUGUACUAAAAAGUGCAAAUUCUGUAGUUGCUAGCUCCAAUUCUACUGUCCCUUCUCCAAUUUACCAAUCUGCUCGAGUUUUCAAGGCAGCAGCAUCUUACAAAUUCAAAAUCCAGCAAGAAGGCCGGCAUUGGGUCCGCCUUUAUUUUUACCCUCUUACAAGUCCUGGCCAAAACUUGGAGUCUGCUCAAUUAACUGUUGUUACUAAUAAUUUUGUACUCUUGACCAACUUCACUUUCAAGAACUAUAAUGGUUCUUAUCUGUUCAAGGAGUAUGCAAUCAAUGUAACUUCAGAUACCUUGACUCUCACCCUCAUUCCUUCAAACAAUUCAGUUGCUUUUGUUAAUGCAAUUGAAGUUGUAUCUAUCCCGGAUGCACUGCUCUCUGACCAGGCAUAUGCUGUGAAUCCAUCUGCUCCUUUUAGUGGCCUUUCUGACCUUGCCCUUCAAACAGUUUACCGGUUAAACAUGGGGGGUCCUUUGCUCACUGCUCAAAACGAUACCCUUGGAAGAACUUGGGAGAAUGAUCUGAAAUACCUUCAUGUGGACAGUUCUGCAGUGAAUGUAUCAGUCAACCCUGCGAGCAUUAAAUAUCCACAGGCUGUCACAGCCGAAAUCGCACCAAAUUGGGUCUAUGCGACUGCCGAAGCCAUGGGAAAUGCAAAUGUGCCCAAUGUGAACUUCAACAUAACUUGGGUCCUUACGGUUGAUCCAAAUUUCUUGUAUCUUGUUCGGGUGCAUUUCUGUGAUAUUGUCAGCAAGGCUCUGAAUAGUCUUGUUUUCAAUGUUUUCGUGAAUUCUGACAAUGUGCUCUCGAGUCUUGACCUCUCUUCCAUUACUGGUGACUUGGGUGUGCCUUAUUACAAAGACUUUGUGUCCAACUCCUCAGCAGGAACUUUGACUGUCAGUGUUGGUCCAGAUUCAAUGGCGGAUAUCACUAAUGCAAUUCUGAAUGGGUUGGAGGUCAUGAAGAUCAGCAAUGAGUUGGGGAGCUUGGAUGGGUCUCUAUCAGUGGGGAAUAUCCUUCCUAGUUCACCCUCGAAGAAGAAUAAUAUAAGAAUCAUAGUUGGUUGUGCUGUAGGAGCUGUAUCUGUUAUGGCAAUUAUUGGUCUCUUUUAUUGCUGCUUGGCAUUCCGCAAGUCAAAGAGUACUAACCAAGGGACAUGGCUGCCUUUGCCUUUGUAUGGAAAUUCUCAGACCAUGACAAAAAUGUCCACAACUUCACAAAAGAGUAACACAGCAAGCUGCAUUUCAUUAGCUUCCUCCAAUCUUGGCCGCUUCUUCAUGUUCCAGGAAAUUCUGGAUGCAACCAACAAGUUUGAUGAGAGCCUACUUCUUGGAGUUGGUGGUUUUGGUAGGGUUUACCAGGGAACACUUGAAGACGGGACAAAAGUAGCUGUUAAAAGAGGAAACCCAAGAUCUGAACAAGGUCUUGCUGAAUUCCGAACAGAAAUUGAAAUGUUAUCUAAGCUCCGCCAUCGCCACCUUGUGUCUCUGAUUGGCUAUUGUGAUGAAAGGUCAGAAAUGAUUCUGGUCUAUGAGUACAUGGCCAAUGGACCCCUCAGGAGCCAUUUGUAUGGAACAGAUCUCCCAACCCUAUCAUGGAAGCUACGGCUCGAAAUCUGCAUUGGGGCUGCAAAGGGGCUCCAUUAUCUCCACACUGGUGCAGCUCAAAGCAUAAUUCACCGAGAUGUCAAGACAACCAAUAUUCUCUUGGAUGAGAACUUUGUAGCCAAAGUUGCUGAUUUUGGCCUCUCAAAAACAGGUCCAGCUCUAGAUCAGACCCAUGUGAGUACAGCUGUUAAGGGUAGUUUUGGUUACCUUGAUCCUGAAUACUUUAGAAGGCAACAGCUCACGGAAAAAUCAGAUGUGUAUUCAUUUGGGGUAGUUCUAAUGGAAGUUCUGUGCACAAGACCUGCUUUGAAUCCUGUUCUUCCCAGGGAGCAGGUCAACAUAGCAGAAUGGGCGAUGACCUGGCAAAAGAAGGGCAUGCUAGACCAAAUCAUGGACCCAAAUCUGGUAGGGAAGGUAAAUCCAUCUUCUCUUAAGAAGUUUGGGGAGACAGCUGAGAAGUGCCUUGCUGAGUAUGGUGUUGACAGGCCAUCAAUGGGAGAUGUCUUGUGGAAUCUUGAAUAUGCUCUUCAGCUUGAGGAAACGUCAUCUGCACUCAUGGAACCUGAAGAUAACAGCACAAACCACAUACCUGGUAUCCAAUUAACCCCACUUGAGCCAUUUGAUAACAGUGUGAGCAUGAUUGAUGGGGGGCACUCUUGCACAGAUGACGAUGCAGAAGAUGCUGCCACAAGUGCUGUGUUUUCUCAGCUUGUUAAUCCUCGCGGAAGAUGA
Prunus armeniaca (apricot) is the source of this 2523-nucleotide messenger RNA. NCBI's taxonomy places the organism in Eukaryota, Viridiplantae, Streptophyta, Magnoliopsida, Rosales, Rosaceae. The record is from the annotation of a GenBank genome assembly.